CUGGGCGGUUAGAUUUGAAAGCGGCCCGGAGGCCGCCCGGCGCUGCGCGGAGACACCGAAGCCGUGGAGAACUCCUGGCUAAUGACCACGGACCCCAAAAGGUCUGAGGAGAAUUUGUCAAACGGGAGGCUCGGCAGAAAAGGUUUUCUUCAAAAAUGGAUGGGAUGUCUUCAGAGACUAAUGAAGAAAAUGACAAUACAGAGAGACCUGUUAGAAGACGACAUUCCUCAAUUUUGAAACCCCCAAGGAGUCCUCUUCGGGAUCUGAGAGAUGGGAAUGAAAUAGUUCAGGAACCCAAUGCUUCGAGAAAUAAGAAAAGCUCUCGCCGAGUCAGCUUUGCAGAUACUAUAAAGGUAUAUCAGACAGAAUCUCAUAUGAAAAUAGAGAGAAAGUCAGAAAUUGCAGAAACAGAAACAAGAGAAAAUGUUCUGUUUAUACAGAAUAAGACUUCAGAAGAUAAUUACUGUGAAAUUACUGGAAUGAACACGUUGCUUUGUGCUCCCAUUCAGACCCAGAUGCAACAGAGAGAGAUUUCAGUUACAGAAUACAACCAUGAAGAGACACAUUCAAAUGACCAGACAGUUAUCUUUUCAGAUGAAAAUCAGAUGGACCUGACAGCAAGUCACACCGUGAUGAUUACAAAAGGCCUUUUAGAUUGUACAAAAAGUGAAAAGUCCACCAAGACAGAUACCACAUCAUUUGUGGCUAACUUAAAACUUCACACUGAGGAUUCAAGAAUGAAAAAAGAAUUGAAUUUUUCCAUGGAUCAAAACACUAAUUCAGAAAAGAAAAUAAAUUUCAAUGACUUCAUAAAAAGAUUGAAAACAGGGAAAUCUAAUUCUUCUAUAGGACCUGAUAAAGAAAAUUCUGAGAUACCUAUUCAUUCCAUAGAAUCAAAUAAGGCUUCUUCCAUACAUCAAAAGCAUGUAUCCCUUAAUGUAGAUGAAAAUAACAGUAAUAUGACUAGAAUCUUUAUAGAAGAAGAUGAUGGGAUGAAUUUCACCAAGUGUUAUACAUCCAAUAUUCAAACUUUGGUUCCCAUAUCACCUGAAGCCAACUUAAGGGAAUUUAAAAGUGAUAUUACAGUUUAUGGUAAUGACUUGAUAAUAAACCGCACUAUACAAAUUUUACCCUCUGCAGAUAAUUUAUCUGAAAUAGAAAAUCAAACUCAGACUAUCAUGAUGGAUGUUACAACAGGUUAUAGAACUAAAGCUCCAGCAAAGACGACAGUCUUUGAGAAUAAACCAAAUGCUGCUUUUCCAGACUCUCCCUUAAAUCCUAAAGGUGACAUACAUAUUACCAGAGGUCAUAUUAUGGGGACAGAAACUCACAUGGUCACACAGACUUCUAACCAAGACGUCAGAACAUUGGCCAUGGUCCCGGAAUCUGUAUGUUUCAGUCCAGCAAUUCAAGAUUAUAAAACAUUUUUGUAUUCUACUUGUAAUGAUGCCAUGGAACUGACCAAGUGUCUCUCAAGUAUGAAAGAGGAAGAAAAUUUGCUAAAGGAUGACCGUAAUUAUGCCAAAAUGUGUCAUAAUCCAGAUACCAGCUCUCUUCUCAUGGAGAAAACGAUUUACUCAGGAGAGGAUAGCAUGGACAUUACCAAGAGUCAGACACUUGUAAUAGAAAAUCAAAUUUUUAAAGAAGAUCAGACAAAUGUCCAGAUAACAGCCAAACCAAUAUCUGAAAAAGAAAUGAUGCUCAAAAAUCACAUAACUAUGUCAAAGGAUGAGGAAAUGAAUGUAAAUUGUAUCUCAGUUUCUCAUGUAUCUAAGGAAAGAUUAAAACAGACCCAGGCAGAUCCUUUGUCUACUUCAUUGGCUGGUAAAAAGACUGUAAUCUUCACAGGUGAAGAUGAGGGUUUGACUAAAAGUCAUACAACUAAUUUAGGAAGUCAAGCUCCUUUUGCAUCUUAUAAUCUAGCAUUCAAGGAUGCCAGUACAUCUCACUCUGACAGCAAAAGCCUUUUAGAUGAAUGGGGAAAAAAGACCAAAACUCAUAAUGAACUCUCCCGACAACCAAAAAUAAUAUCUACAAACAUCCUAACUGAUGCCUGGGGCAAAGAAAUAGAUCAAGUUUUGAAGAUUUCACCCUAUCUUGAUAAAGUUUCUCCUCAGCCAGUGGAUAUUAACCAGGACAAAGCAACAAGCUAUAAUAUAGUAUACUCUCGUGGAGAUCUUCAUAAACAAGUAGCACUGGGAAAGAAUAGAAAUACAGUUUCAUGUGAGCAAGCUUUGUUUCCAAUCACUAAACAGUCUUCAGAAGGCCAAUCUGCCAUGGAAAAUCCUAAUACUGGUGUUAACAGUCAUAUAGUUAAAUCUGUACCAGACCAGAAUUCUAAACUGCCUGAGCCACUGAGGAAAAGUUUAGGUAAUCCCACCCUUGACUGUUCUCGUGACAAGAUAAUUACUUGUUCAGAAGUGGAGCAAAAUAUGGAUCUAACCAAGAGUCACACUAUCAUCCAGAGUUGUACAAUGGAAAUAAAUAACAAAAAUGCCCUAGAAGAUAGAAAAGAUUCUCUGUUGGUGCCUUUGGCAGGAACUUCUAAAACUGUUUUGUAUACAUGUGGGCAGGAUGACAUGGAGAUCACUAGAAUUCACACAACUGCCUUAGAAUAUAAAACUGUCUCACCAGUCAAAAUAACCACUAGGCCAAUGGACAAUACUGUAUUGUUUAUAGAUAAUCACAGUGAUCUGGAAGUCACCAAGUCCAAUACUGCUUUCAUUGAUUGUCAAGCCACAGAAAAAAUACUUCAAGAGUGCCCUAAAUUUGGAAUAGUAAAAAGAAAAACCUUGGGUGUUUCUUUUCCUAAGGAUGGAAGCUCUGUUCAAGAAAUCACUAAACAACAAGCACAGGCUAUAGAAAACAAAAUUGUUCUUCAGACUGAGCAAGAGCACCAUGUGAUACCCUGUUCUAAUACAUUGUCUGGGGAUCAAGCUCAGAUAGAAAUCAUCAAAUUCCAUAGUACUGCUGUCGAUGAAAAGGUCAUGGCAAAAGUUGUAGAUAAGGCCUCUACAUUGGAAAAAGCCAAACUUGAAAGCUGCCACUUAAAUAGCACAGGUAGAAGAAAUGUGGAUUUUACAAACAAUCAUGCACCUGCUAUUUGUGGAUCCAGCGACAAUUAUUCCUUUCCACCAAAUGUUAUUUCCUGUGUUGAUAAUUUGGAGGGGAAUGUCAUGUCCUUAUGUGAUAAAGAUGAGAAAGCCAGUAAUUGCCCAGUGCAAAAUGAUCUUGCUUAUGCAAAUGAUUUAGCCAGUGAAUAUUACUUGAAAUCUGAGGCACUGCCUCUCUCUGCUCCUUGUUCUGUGUUAGAGAAGGAAAAAGUUAUUCAAACGAAUAUCCAAGGACAGCUAAAUGACUGUGUCAUAACAGUGCUCAAAGAUCAAGAUCUGAUUAAGGAGUCCCCAAAUCUAUUAGCUAAUCAAACUUUAGUAUAUGGUCAGGAUUUGGGAAACAUGACUAAACUUGAUUCAAAGCAAGUAUCUUUUAAGUUUCCAGAGGAUCAAAUGGAGGACUUUGUUCAUAAUACAGAACAUAGUUUAAAGCAGACCUUUGUUGAUGAUGUUUGUGUUGAUUCCCCACUUCAUCUCUCAGCUCAGCUAUCUCCAUUACCUCAACAAGGACAGAGUAUUGUUAAUAAAGGUGAAGCAAUAUUGUCUCAAGCUGCAAGUAAGAAUUUAAAUAUUCUAAGAAAUUCCUCUGUACCCAGAUGUGAAAAUGAGUCCAAAGUGCUCAAUAAUGAGAAACAGUUGACUGUAGCCUGUGAAAAAGAACUGGAGAAAAAUAUCCAAACUGCUAAAUGUAAUACAGUCAUAGAUUUCCAGAGUAACUCAGACUUGACUAAGCAUGUUAUUCAAACUCAUGCCAAGCCUAAAGAAACAUCAAAUCCUGUAAUUGCAUCUAAUGCUGCAAGUUUUAGUAGUGGCAAACAAAAUCUGAAUAAUUUGAAUGGGAAAACUGAAGAAUUUUUAGAUAUCCAAGCUUUUCAUAUAUCACCUUUUCCAGAACAACUACUUGAGUUAGUAAAUAAGGCAGACAGUGAUAUGAGUAUAGUGCAAGCUACAGAAAGAAAUAAUAUUAACACAGUGUCCAACAAUGUUAAAGAUGAUAGAGAUGAAGAAAAUAAAAUUUUUCAUAAUGGAGCUGAAACCAACUCAGUACCAGUUGUAAAAGAUAAAAUAAGGAGAUGUUCUUUAGGAAUAUUUUUGCCCAGAUUGCCAAACAAGAGAAAUUGUAGUGUCACUGGUAUAGAUGACCUGGAACAGAUUCCCUCAAAUACAACUGAUUUAAGUAACUUAGAAACUCAGCCAGUCUCCAGUAAGGAUUCAGGCAUUGGAUUUAUUGCAGCUAAACUGAACUCAAGUCCAUCUCAAUAUAUAAAUGAGGAAAAUCUUCCUAUAUAUCCAGGUGAGAUUAAUUCCUCAGACUCUAUUAUCAUAGAAACUGAGGGAAAGUCUUUGAUGGAGACAUACCAGGAAGAGAUUUCACCAUCUGAAAAUAAAAUGAAAGAAACCUGCAAUAGCCAGAAAAGAACCUGGGUACAAGAAGAAGAUGAUGAUUCUCAGAAUGAGAAAAAAAUCAGAAAAAGUGAGAUUAAGUUUAGUGAUACCACACAAGAUCAGCAGACUUUUUAUCAUGCUGAAGGAGAUACAGAUAAAAAUGCUAACAGUGUAUUGAUAAAAAGCCUGGGCAGGACCCCAUCUAGUUGUAGCAGUUCUCUGGAUUCAAUCAAGGCUGAUGGGACUUCUCUGGACUUCAGCACAUACCGCAAUAGUCAAAUGGAACCACAGUUUCUCACAGACGCUGAUUGUGAAGAGAGCUUGAAGGAGAAACUCAAAGAUGGGAGAAUAACAAUAAAGGAAUUCUUUAUUCUUCUUCAAGUCCACAUUUUGAUACAGAAACCCCGACAGAGCACUCUCCCAACCAAAUUUACCAUAAAUACACAACCUACUCCAGAAGAUCUGAUGUUAAGUCAAUAUGUUUACCGACCCAAGAUACAGAUUUAUAGAGAAGAUUGUGAGGCUCUUUGCCAAAAGAUUGAAGAAUUAAAGCUUUCUGUAUUGAACCAAGAUAAACUGUUGACUGAUGUAAACAGGAACCUAUGGGGGAAAAUGAGACAUUGCUCUGAUGAGGAGCUGAAGGCCUUUGGAAUUUACCUGAACAAAAUAAAAUCACAUUUUACCAAGAUGACUAAAAUCUUCACUCACCAAGGAAAAGUGACUCUCUAUAGCAAACUGGUACAGUCAGCUCAGAAUGAGAGGGAGAAACUUCAGUUAAAAAUAGAUGAGAUGGACAACAUACUUAAGAAGAUUGCUAACUGUCUCACUCAGGUGAAAAUAGGUAAAGUAUUUGGAAAUUUUUUCAAAAGAAAAUUUAAACUGGAACAGCUGAAAACAGAAGAAGAAAAGCUUCAAAGAAAUCUCUCAGAACUAGAGGUACAGAAAGAGCAGACCCUUGCUCAAAUAGACUUCAUGCAAAAACAAACAAAUACAACUGAAGAGCUGCUGGAUCAGUUGAGCUUGUCUGAAUGGGAUGUCAUUGAGUGGAGUGAUGAUCAAGCUGUAUUCACCUUUCUUUAUGACACAGUAGAACUCACCAUCACUUUUGGAGAGCCAGUAGUUGGUCUCCCUUUCAUGAACAAGGCUAAUAGGAGGAUUGUUGACCUGAAUUUUCAGUCUCUGUUAGAUGAGGAUAAAGCUCCUCCUUCCUCCCUUUUAGUUCAUAAGCUUAUUUUUCAGUAUAUUGAGGAACAGGAAUCCUGGAAGAAGAAAUGUACAACACAGCAUCAGGUAUCCAAGAUGCUUCAAGAAAUCUCACUGGUAGUAAGCCAUUGCAGACUCCUUGGAGAGGAAAUUGAGUUUUUAAAGAGAUGGGGACCAAAUUAUAACCUAAUGAAUAUAGAUGUAAAUAAUACUGAAUUGAGGCUUUUAUUCUCCAGCUCUGCAGCAUUUGCAAAGUUUGAGAUAAUGUUGUCUCUCUCAGCAUAUUAUCCAUCUGUUCUAUUACCUUUCUCCAUUAAAAAUCACCUUGGAAACAUCAGCCAUGAUGAAAUUUCUGCCCUUCUAUCUAAAGUGCCACUGGAGGACAACUACCUAAAGAAUGUAGUCAAGCAAAUUUACCAAGAUCUGCUUCAGGGCUGCAAUUUCCACCAGUAGACCCUUGGACCACAGCUGUAACAAUCAAGCACAGUAGACUUAAUAAUGAUUUAUGUUGGAGUCUCCAUUGCUGUUUAAUCUUCAUCUUCAGGUCCUAGAAAGAAGCCUAGUAAAAUUCCUUCUGAUGAUUUUCUAGUUAAUUGGUAGGGUUAAUUUUUAAAGCUCUACAGUCAGGAAUAAUGAAAGGCCUCAAAUAGACUGCUAUCAA
Myotis davidii is the source of this 6363-nucleotide messenger RNA. It is a transcript of the gene KNL1, whose product is annotated as cancer susceptibility candidate 5. Bases 156 to 6155 code for a protein of 1999 amino acids. Gene Ontology annotation, biological process: cell division; attachment of spindle microtubules to kinetochore; protein localization to kinetochore. The transcript is spliced from 26 exons. Lineage: Eukaryota; Metazoa; Chordata; Mammalia; Chiroptera; Vespertilionidae. Gene Ontology annotation, cellular component: nucleus. The record is from RefSeq and is a predicted model, not a curated record.